Molecule: messenger RNA, 8113 nt
Organism: Vespa velutina
Lineage: Eukaryota; Metazoa; Arthropoda; Insecta; Hymenoptera; Vespidae
Gene: dysc
Product: whirlin
Exons: 16
Coding region: 2032-5028 (998 amino acids)
Cellular component (GO): plasma membrane; stereocilium tip; cilium
Molecular function (GO): protein binding
Source: RefSeq, a predicted model, not a curated record
AUAUGUAUAUAUAUAUAAAAUUUAAAUUAAAAAAUAGAAAAUUAUAAUUUGACGUUUCAAAGUAUUUCGUGAAGUUAAAUUGCAUGUCUGACUACUGUUUAAGUCUUUCCAUUGUUAACUGACAAUUUAUCGUACUAAUAUUAACAUGUAUAUACAGAAAAUGCUAAUGUUCCAAAUUUAUGUUCUUUGUUGAAGAGUGAGAGAAAGAGAGAGAGAGAGAGAGAGAGAGAGAGAGAGAGAGAGAGAGAGAGAGAGAGAGAGAGAGAGAGAGAGAAAGAGAAAGAGCGUCAUACACACAUAUAUACAACGAAUGUUAAUCAAAUUUAUAUUUCAAUUUCACAUAACGUCUUUGCUUACGUAACGAAUACAUUAAUUGAAACGCCUACGAUUGCCAAGAAAGGUCUCAUUUUGAAGGCAAACAUUCAGUUUCGGAUUCAAAAAGACGAAACGAAGAGGAGAAAGGAAGAAACGAGUAGGUGGAGGUAAAGCCAAAAAUAACUUCCUUUCUUUCUAUGGAUAUUCCCCUAGUUUUUCUUUCUUUUUCUUUUUCUUUUUUUCUUUUUUUUUUUUUAUGUAUACAUAUACGGGCGUAUUCGAGCAUAGAAAAUCGUCGAAUUGUCAUUCAUGCGUAUCGAGUUCGUGUAAGACUCUAAAGUCGAAAAAAAACCGAUGCGCGUUAAUGAGUAUGCGAAAGUGGUGAAAAGAGAAACGAUCGCAUUGGUAUAGACGUUUCUUUUUUUUUCUCUCUCUCCUUUUUUUAUGCUCUUUUCUUUUUCUUCUUUUUUUUUUUUUUUCAAAUGCUUUUCAAAUCUUGUUAAAUAGAUAAAUAUGUUUAUUUAUAAUCGACAAUGAUUUUGUACAAUGACGGAGAAAAUUAUGCAUUAUAAAUUAAUAAGAAUGAGGUAAGGAGUGAGUAUUCAUAAGUUCGGACUUAAAGAUCGAUUAAUUUCAAUAGACGACACGAAUGUUCCCCAUUCAAGAAAAUGCAGAUAUGUCCAAUGAGCCUGAAACAGUAUCUCCGUUUGUCUUUUCAAUUUCUAAUGGACUUCCAUGCUAUAAUAUAUAGUCUUUAAUAAUAUCGAAUUUAUAAAAUAACAGUGUUUUGAUGUUCGGUAAAAUUCCAAAAAAUUCAUUUAAUAAGAUCGAACGGAAAGAUGGAAGAAGGAAAAAAGAAAAGACGAAGAAAAAGAAAACAUAUUUAAAAAUACUCAUCCGUUAACAAUUUUAUUUAUAUUCGAUUAUUAUUUUUUUAAUCGAUAAAACGUCAUAAUUAACAUACGUUAGAUCGGUUGUAGUGAUUACUAACUGAGAACUGGUAAAAAUAUUUCAAGAAUAAAUAAACGUACGUGAUAGGGUAAAUAAAAAGGAUUCUCCGAUGUGUUUUGCGCCUUCUCUCUCUCUCUCUCUCUGUGUGUGUGUGUGUGUGUAUUUUUGUGUUUGUGGACACGUUAGGGGUGGUGUAUAAAAAGGUUCGAUGAAAGUCACGACAGAUGGCGCGUCGUUCGUUGGGGGUCGAAGAAAUAGUGAUAUAUAGUCGGCGCCGAUUGAACUGGUGAACUCGAGGAUGCAACCCCCGGCUGAGACCUCGGCAUCCCGAGCAACGGCAGUCGCGAGCAGUCGCGAGCUUCGUGCCGAACUGGGGCGAUGCUUGUCACUCGUUUACGCGAUCACGAACGUUCGUCAUUGGUGCUGCCGUCGGUAACGUUAAAACGUUAUUUCUUAAAUCCCUUUAUAUCUUAUAUUCCUUGUCGAACUCCUCGAUAUUAUCUUUUAUCCUUUUUACGACGAUCACGAAAUUUUUUUUAUUCAUCUCGACGCCAUCGUAAUCGGCUCGAAAGCUUCAACGACGCUACGAUACCCAGGUCGACACGUGAGCACGACGACGUUCUACCAACGAGAUGAGAGACCAACCCCUAGGAGCGUCCAGGGGCAACUUCCAACACGACCAACCCCCGCCGGCAAACAAGCUACCUUCCUCGUUCUCUCAUCUCGUCAGUGUCAAGAUCUGACCGUUCGGAGGUGGUGUAAGGAAUGGCCAGCAGUACGGAGGACUACGGCUCGGAAUUGCAGGAGUUGCAGUGGGGUGGUGGUAGCGGUUCUCAUUUUCUACGAAGUAAUUCUCACUUUCUGAGAAGCGGUACCGGAGGUUGUUACGAAGCUGAGGAUCUUGAACCAAAUAGCAGGCACCAUGCCGGUCAACACAGAGGAUAUUAUAGCCCGCCUGGCACCAGUUAUACCAUUGUCGAAAGACCACCCAGUGCUCCUCAUCAUCACUCUUCUCAUACGACACCUUAUAGGCAUCGAACUCAUGCGACUUCCGGUACUGGUGCUAUUUCACCAGAACAAGUACUCAGGUUGUUCGGUAAUGGUGUACCAGCGGAAAGACGUCAAGGUGAACGAAGGACACCUGCCUCGAGUCCAGCCAGCGUGGCCGCCGUGAGAAGUACGAGUUCUUCUCAACAGGGUCAACAACAGUCUCAACAACAAUCUCAACAACAACAACAACAACAACAGCAACAACAGCAACAGCAGCAACAGCAGCAACAACAGCAACAACAACAGCAGCAACAGCAACAACAACAGCAACAGCAAGGACAACAAGUUGUAGGCUCGAAUCCGCCAACUUCGCCAGGUUCGCAGCCUUUGAGCCUUCAGGAGCUCACCGUAAGGACAAUAACCAUGACGAGAGAUCCACCGGACUCUCAUCAUGGAUUUGGAAUCUGCGUGAAGGGUGGCAAGGACGCAGGUGAGAUCCGAAGUACCUUCAAGCUACCCCCGUCGCCGUACUUCGUGCCUCGAGAACGAGUCUGCGAAUUGUUCUCAGGGGUGGGUGUCUACAUCUCGAGAGUGGAAGAAGGUUCAGUGGCCGAGCGAGCUGGACUCAGGCCAGGGGACACCAUUUUAGAGGUGAAUGGCACACCCUUCCAUGCGGUGACCCACGAGGAGGCUCUCAAAAUGCUGAAAUCCUGUAGGACUUUGAGUAUGACGGUACGUGGACCGGCAUUAGAUCCCCGUUGCAGAGUUGGUCAUCCUGUUUGGCCAUCUUCGGGUCGUCAACAAUCCUGCAGUUGGAUGGACCGUCAAGGAAGACCAGCUUCUCCGCCACCUUUUUAUUCCUCCCGAGAUUCCCGAUAUGGACCACGAACGCGAAAGGUCGAACUAUGCAUCGAACCAGGCCAAUCUCUUGGUCUUAUGAUCAGAGGUGGUCUCGAAUAUGGCCUUGGAAUAUAUGUCACUGGAGUAGACAAGGAUAGUGUCGCCGAUCGUGCUGGACUUCUGGUCGGAGAUCAGAUUAUAGAGGUCAAUGGACAAAAUUUCGAGGAAGCCACACACGAUGAGGCAGUACAGAUAUUAAAAACAAACAAGAGAAUGAGUUUAUUGAUACGAGACGUAGGAAAGGUACCUCAUUCGUGUACCACCAGCCAACCAAUUGUGAUGCCAACUUCGAGAUAUCCUGAACACGAUCCUCUCAUUCUCGAAAGUCCUGGAAAUCAUCGGCCGCCUAGUCCUGCAAGCAGUACGAACGAAUGGAGACAUCGUGGUGGAAUUCACACGGUUUCUGCGGCUACAGCAGCCAUGGUUGAAGAAAAGGCAAGGGUUGUACUAGCGAGAAGUGAAAGGGCCGAGCUCUCCCAACUUCUCGCCGAUUAUAGAACGCGAAGGCUGACGGUCGAGGAGCUGGUUGCGAAUCUUGCCGAUCUUUUGAAUACCCAUGAAAAAUUGACGCUUCUAACGGAACUCAGAGAACUCGUUGAUAGCAAGGAUAGAGCUGCUUUCGAUAAUUUAGUUUACAGACCACGCAUCGCCAUGGCCAGGAAAAAAGGAGAUUGGAUUCAUUCAGAUCUAAUAGUUAUACCGUCACUCCACGAUCUUCCGAGGGGUGUAACCGGUGGUUGUUGCCGUCCGGGACGACUGGUGGACGUCGAGGGAGAUCCCCUGGGAGUGACAGGACCUCUCCUGCCAAGGGAUAAUCAAGAGUAUAGGUCACCGAGCGAGGACAGCGGUCUCGGGGCUGAUAUCCCCAGGACCAGAGUGACCAGCAGGAGGGCUCAACAACAUCAGGUGACUACCUCCGACCUCGCCCUCUCCAACGACGACGAGUGUGAUAAUCAGGAUUACGAGGACGAUAUAGACAGCGGACGGGGACGAAGACAUAGCUCGCCUGGAGGAUCUCGAGGAAAUACACGAGAUUACGGACAUCAUCAUCUUCAUCCGGAUAAUUUGGAGAGCGACGGAGGAUGCGAUGAUAGCGACGCCGAGAUGAUCGGUAAUGGGAGGCGCGGAGGAGGAGGAGGAGGAGGAGGAGGAGGUGGAGGAAUAGGAGGAGGAGGAGGAGGAGGAGAAAGGGAACGCGAUAUGGAGGAGGAUGAGGAAGAAGGAAGGGAAGAGAGGAGCUCGGAUGGUGGAGGUGGUGGAGGUUUCGGUGGUUGGAGGUCCCACCUACUCGGUGGGCUGACGCAGCGUGUGAAAUCCUGGUACUGGGGCGCCAGGCCCCUCGAACUCGCACACAAGCUCUCACGGAGCUUCGAUAUGCAAGAAGCACAAUUACUCGAUGAAGGUAGUUCGGGUGGAGGUUCUGCUACUGGAAGCGGAGGACCAGGUGGACCACCUAGGAGACAUCACAGUGCUCAGAGAUUAACCAGAAGUGAGAUGUCCGAUAGAAGGGAAGAAGAUGGUGCUUUAGUUGUACCGGAUCAUCAAGGAAAUCUUAGGAUCACCGUAAAGAAAACUAAAUCGAUUUUGGGUAUAGCGAUUGAGGGUGGUGCUAAUACUAAGCAUCCUUUACCGAGGAUCAUUAACAUUCACGAUAACGGAGCUGCUUACGAAGCUGGUGGAUUGGAAGUUGGUCAGCUUAUUCUCGAGGUCGAUGGUCAUAAGGUCGAAGGUCUACAUCAUCAAGAAGUUGCCAGAUUGAUAGCCGAAUCAUUUGCACGUCGUGAUAGAAACGAAAUUGAGUUUCUUGUAGUUGAAGCAAAGAAAAGUAACCUCGAACCAAAACCAACGGCUUUAAUCUUUCUGGAGGCGUAGCAGGAGUCCCCCACCUCCGAGCCGGAACCGCCGUAGUAAGAGGCUCCUCUCAACAAUCUAGAAAAUCGGUCCGUGAGAAAAAGAGAAUCAUGUUCUAACAUGAGAGAAAAUUUAAUCCCGAUGAUCGAUUUAUGAUAGAUUAACAAUCGAUUAUAGUAAAAAAAAAAAAAUGUAAGAACUCAUUCUCGAUUCGCGGCCGAAUUUUCAAAUCGGUCGUUCCUCAACCUGGCCCUGGUGGUGGGACCUUUCAACAUUGAAAUAACGAAAUAAAAGAGACACAUGGAAAUACACACAAAAAGAAGAAAGACGAAAAUAAAAGAAAAAAAAAAAAAAGAAAAAAAAGAAAAAAAAGAAGAAGAAGAAGAAGAAGAAGAAGAAGAGAAAACAUUGGAAGGAGGAAGGUGCGGUGUAUGAAAGGUGGAAAUCUGUGAUCGGCAAAAGUUAAUCGUUCGAAGCCAUUACAAAAAGCAAAAUCAUAAAUAAUGAGAUCGUGUCGCGAUUGUUUGCGAAAGAAGAGGAAUCGAGGGUACAUAGUUGUUACCGGUUACUUUCAGGUCAAAUCGCGAGGCCUCCUUGACCUGCUCCCUAAAAACUGGAAACGUACGAAUCCGGUAACAAAAGUUAUAGUGUUGGUUUCUGAUAAAUUCUAUAGUAUUCCGAUGACGAAUGAAAUACUUGGAUCUACGAUUAAUUAAUCUAUGAAGAAUGAAUCCGCUAAUAAAGUUAUAGUGUUGGUUUCUGAUAAAUUCUAUAGUAUUCCGAUGACGAAUGAAAUAUUUGGAUCUACGAUUAAUUAAUCUAUGAAGAAAUGAAGAAGGUGACUCGUGAAUUGUGCCAAAACUAUUUAGAAAAAAUGGUCUUUCGUUUUAGAGACAUACAUACAUACAUAAAUACAUAUAUAUAUAUAUAUACAUACAUACGUACAUACAUACAUACGUACAUACGUUAUUAUGAGAAUAAUAAAUAUGUCGUUAAUCGUCAAGGGAAGGAGAUCUUUUUGAUCGGUGUUACUUCGUACAAUUAUGAGUAUGAGAUCAAAAUUAAAAAAAGAAUAUGUGAUUUAAUGAGAUUUAUGUGAGAUAUAUCGACGUUUCGAAGGAUACCAGCAUACGAAUCUUCUCUUGAUAGUUCCUUUUUCUUUCUGAUCGUGUUAAUUUUCAAUGAAAAAAAAAAAAAAAAAAAAAAAAAAAAUUUAUAUAUAUAUAUAUAUAUAUAUAUAUAUAUAUAUAUAUAUAUAUAUAUAUAUAUCCUAAAUGAGGUAAACGAUAUAUAAUUGAGGUUUUAUGAAAAGUGAAAUAAGUUUAAUUAAAAAAUCAUUUCCUUAAAUAGAAUGGAAUGCGUUUGAGCGUUUUACGUAAUAAGAUGAGUCGAGAUAGCGGUAAACGAGACGUUCGAGAAACGCGACGUCGACGAUAAGGACGUAGUAGUAUAACGUGACUCUACGUCAUCGGUAAAGCGGAUAUUAAUAUUAGAAAGUCGAUAACGGGGCGAACGGCCGACUGGACUUGUGAGAAAAAGAGAAAGAGAAAGAGAGUACAUAUGUAUGCGUGUGUUUUGCGUGUAUGCGUGCGUGUAUAUAUGUAUUAGACCUUGCGUCCUUCGAAACGUGGAUAUUACAUGUCGAUCUAACAAUAAGUAAAAAGAAUAAAAAAAAAAAAAAAGAUUGAAUGAACGAAACGAUUAAUUUGUAUCACAAGGGAUAAUAACCACUGAUCAAGAUAAUGAAUUACAGACAAAAACAUACAAAAACGAUCUAUCGCGCAUUCUAAGCUUCGAUAUAACACACACGUUAAUAUUAAUUAAUAUUUCGAGUUGAGAUUAUCUUACGACGUUGAUAAUUAUUUACGUAAAAACGCCAACAAAAUGUCCUAUUAUCAGUGCGUUAAACAAUGUUUAAGAAAUGUUCGUGAAUUAGAGAAAUUAUAAUAAUCGAUACGAUGUCAUGCGAUCGUAAGCCGUAACAACAACAACAAAAACAACAACAAGAACAACAAUAAGUACAGACUUAUUAUGGGAAUUGUUGAGAUUUAUUAAAGUAUAUAUAUAUAUAUAUACAUAUGUAUAUAUAUAUAUCAUAAUUAUUGUAGUGGAAUUGCAAGCUGUACCUAUCAAUGCGUUUGCGCUCGCUAUGUGUUUACGCGCGUAUACUGUGACGGCCGAAAAAAAAAAUAAUAAUAAUAAUGAUAAUGAUAAUGAUAAUGAUAAUGAUAAUAAUAAUAAUAAUAAUAUUAUUAUUAAUAAUAAAAAAAAAAAAAAAAAAAAACGAAAAAAGAGAGAUUAUAUAUUAAAGAAAGAAAAAAGGAAACCAAAAAAAAAAAAAAGCAAAGGAUAUUUUCAAAAGCUGUUAUUUAGAAAAGCGUAUACGUAUUUAGCUAAGAGCCAGUGACCUUUUGAUGCCGAAGAAAUCGCCAACGAUCAAUAUUAAAAUAUCUUUCUAUCGAAAAUCCAAAGAUAAUCUGUUUUUCUCUUUUUUUUCUUUUUCACUUUUUUUGUUUUUCUUUUUUUUUUUUUUUUGUUUUUUUUUUUUCAUUUAAACGACCCAAAAGAAAAUAGAUUUUCAUUUGAAUGAAUGCACGUUAUCAAAUCGACAAAUCGAAAUUCUCGAUCGUUCGUGAUUUCUCAUAUAUGAUUGUAUUUAUAUGCUUAUCGAUUGCGAGGAAAAAAAAAAAGAAAACAAAUAAAUUGAAUAAAAAUCGAGAGAAUCGUUUGAAAGAAGAGAAAAAAAAAAAGAAAAAAAAGAAAAAAAGAAACGCAAAAAUAUAUAGGAUGAAACGUAAAAGAUAAAAGAACGAAAAAAUGAAAAAAAAAGAAGAAGAAGAAGAAGAGGAGGAAGAAGGAUUCAGGUCAUGUAUAUUUAGCGAUUAUAGAUAAACAAAUACGAGAAGUGACAAAGGACAAAUCUGCUAAAUGUGCCAAAAAAAAAAAAAAAGGAAAAAAAAAACAAGAAAAAAAAUAGUAGCUUGCAAUUUAUCGCGGAAUGCUCAAUAUAUGUAUAUACAAGUUUAAUUACGGUAAUGAAUGACGAAGAUACGAAAGAAAGGGAGAGAGAGAGAGAGAUAGAGAGAGAGAGAGAGAGAGAGAGAGA